AGUGAUUUAUUGUUAAAACACAAUUUUAGCUAAUACAUAUUAUGCUGCAAAAUAUGAUUUUUAUUGUAAACUUUUUCAAAAUUGUCUAGAAAAUGACGCUAUGAUAUGGUGUAAUUUAGAGAAAGAUUAAGACAAUAUUACUUUUUAUAUUGUAUGUUACAACAAUUUAUUAUUAAAUAUGACUUAAGUGAAAAAAGAUAUAAUUGUCAAAAUGGAAGUGUGGUGGAUUUCUCGAGUAAUAGCUCAUCAUCCUUAUACCAUUCUAAUGACAAUACUUAUUUUUUCUUCAACAUGCUUAAUUGUUCCCUUAGCUAUUAAAAAAUUUCCAGAUUUCUCUGAUCCUCAAUUAGGUUUUGAAGCAAGAGGUACAAUGUUAGCUCAACGGCUUAUUGCUUGGCAAAACUUAUUGGAAUCAAAUAAGCCAAGCGGACAGCUGAUUGAUAAUCCUUUAGAACAUUACCAUCAUAUGCAACAGAAUUUAAUUGUCAGAAGCAAACCUAAGAAUAAGAAAAAAGGGAGGAAGAAAUAUCAAAAACAAAUAAUUAAUACAAAAGAAGAAAUAGAUAAAGUUGAAAUUAAAGAUAAAUGGGAGGAAUUAAUAGAAUUAAAAAAUAAAAAUAAAAGCCAAGAUUAUGUUGAAAAUGAGAAUUUCUUUUGUAAUUUACCAUUACCUGGUUAUGCACGUGUGGUUAUUGGUACAAAUUCUAAAGAUGCAAACUUAUGGUCAAUGGAAGGAAUAUUAGCACAAUGUUAUAUUGAUGGAGAAUUGAGAUCAAAUACACAUUUUCCUUCCUUAUGUCAAACGCAAAUAGAACACAAUAAUAUAGGACAAAAGUGUUGUAAAAGUUGGUCACCAGCGAAUUAUGUCGCACUUUUGUCUAAUCGAAGUUCUUGUUUGGGUGUAACAGAGAAUGAUCUUAGUCGUGUAGAAACACUUUUGAAAAGAUGUGUUUAUUAUUAUCAAAAUGGUCAUUUGACAUCAAAUUGUGAAGAAGACUUAAAUUGUCAAAAACAUGUUCCAAGUGAAUGCUACACACACAAUGCAGCUUAUCAUUUGCUGCAUUACUUAUUAGAUAUUGAUUUUAUUUCAAAACAUAAGCAAGAUUCCCAAAAUAAACUAAACUCAACAUUGAAAUAUGCAAUGUUGUUUUUGCCAAUUGCUACAAGCUCAGCAACUUUAGAUUUUUAUAAAGGACUGAGUAAUACUGAUUUAUCUUAUGGAAAAUUUUGUGUGAAAGGAAUGCAAUUAGGUCUAAAAAGUACAUUAUUUGAUCGACUAUUAGUGUCAGAUUCUAUUUUAUUACUUGUUGGUUUUGCCUUUGUAACGAUUUGCAUAUGGGCAUAUACUGUUUCUUUUCUAUUAACUGUCACAACCAUUAUUGCAGUAAUUUUUAGUCUUGGAAUUUCAUAUGCAUUUUACACUUUAAUUUUACAUAUCAAGUUUUUUCCAUUUAUGAACCUUUUGGCAAUCGUUGUUGUUGUAGGAAUAGGAGCAGAUGAUGCGUUUAUAUAUUGUAAAAUUUGGCAGAGGGGAAAAGAACAAAAAAUAUCAAAUAAUGGAUUGGUCAAAUUGGUACAAGAAACAAUGAAACAUGCUGUUCCGUCUAUGUUUGUUACGUCUCUAACCACCGCAGUAGCAUUCUUUGCAUCAGUUGUUAGUAAUGUUACUGCUAUAAAUUGUUUUAGUCUAUUUUCAGGAAUAACUGUUAUUGCAAAUUACUUCUUAAUGAUUACCUGGCUGCCAGCGUGCGUUGUAGUGUCAGAACGAUUCAAAUUAGGUUUUUUAUCGCCCGCAAAUUUUAUAACACGAAAAAUUAUUCGACCUUUGCGACUAUUUGGAGAUAAAGUAACGAUUGGUUUUAAUACUAUUCUUGCGAGGAUAGUUAUUAAUUUUCGAUGGUGCUGGUUAUUAAGUUUGGGUAUCACAGCAAUACUAUGUUGCAUCAUUGUUUUUCACUACCCUGGUUUACAAUUACCAGAUACUGCUGAUUUCCAAUUAUUUGAUAGUUCUCAUCCAUUUGAAAAAUAUGAUUUAGUAUAUUCUCGAAAAUUUUGGUUUGAGAAACAGGGAACAAUUGAUAAUGGAGAUACGUUACCAUUAAGAUUUGUAUGGGGCAUUAAGCCAGUCGAUAACGGCAAUUAUUUGGAUCCUGGUUUAAUUGGUACACCAGAAUGGGAUGAAUCUUUUGAUGUAUCUCAUCCAGAAUCACAACUAUGGCUUGAAAAAUUUUGUCGUGAUUUACGAGCUCAACCUUUCUAUCGUAAUACUUUAGGACCUUUACUUCCUAACUGUUUUAUCGAAUCAUUAAAUAAUUGGAUGCAAAGACGUUGUGAAGAUCCUAUUGAUUCACGCAUUAACUAUACACCAUGUUGUGAAAAAAGCAAAUUUCCAUAUAAUGCUAGCACUUUAGAACGAUGUGCAGUUGAAGCUAAUGCAAAACUAUAUAGUACUCCAUCAUAUUUAUGGGUUCGUAAUGGCGUUUUUGCUGGAUUAAAAUUUUUAAACGAGCCAAGUCUUAAACAAUUACGAGUAUCGAAUGAAACAAAUUCUAUAAUAAUGCCAACGCCUAAAAUUAAAGCUCUAGUAGUCGAGUAUGAUAGCAUAUAUAAUUACACUCUCUCAUUCUCAAAUAUGGAUCAGUUUUUUCAUCAGGUUGAAACAUGGAUGCAGAGUCAGUUAAAAAAUGCUCCGUUAGGAAUGCGUGGUGGUUGGUUCGUCAGUAGAUUAGAAUUUUAUGAAUUACAACGAACAUUGUAUGAAGGAACACUUUGGGCAAUGGGCGUUUCAUUGAUUCUAGCUCUUAUAGUGUUGAUUUUUGUAACAUUUAAUCCCCUUAUCAGUUUGUAUGCAAUUGUAACAAUCGGUGCAGCAAUUAUAGUAACAAUUGCUGGUUUGAUACUUCUUGAUUGGAAAUUAAAUGUUUUAGAAAGCGUCGCAGUGUCUACAGCAAUAGGUUUAACUGUAGAUUUUAGUUUGCAUUAUGUAGUAAGUUACAAAGCAUGUACUUCUAAAGAGAGAGAGGAUAAAGUAAAAACAGCUCUUGCACAAAUGGCUGGUCCAACUUUAAUGGCUUCUCUCACAAGCGGCGCGGCUGGUGCUCUUAUGUUACCUUCAUGUGUAUUGGCAUAUAUUCAAAUUGGUAUUUUUUUGUUACUCGUAAUGAGUAUAAGUUGGAUAUAUGCUACAUUUUUUUUGUGUCCAAUAUUAGCAAUAAUAGGUCCAUCAUCUCAAUUUGCUCAGUUUCAAUAUCCCAGAUUAAAUCUAUUAUGGAAUUAUCUCCGCAAAAACAAGUCUGGAAAUGUGCCUGAGUCAAAUACAGAUAAUAGUAGGGCUAGAAGAAAGAUUAAAGGAAGGGGAAUGUGGUCAGAAUCUACUUUAAGUACAUCUAGUACAGUAUGUCAAUUCCACUGUAAUGAAAUAGAAAGUUUCACAAGACCACCGCCAUCGCCAUCAUUACCUCCAUCUCCAUCGUCAGCAUUACUUCAAGCCGAUCAUAACAUUGGCGGUCUUGGAACCAGCCGAUGGUUGGAAGCGCUUUGGGAACCAGCAGCCCGAUUAUACACUUUACCAAAUGCACUUGAUAUGCUUGACGUGAGCGGUGAUGGAGAUGCUAGAUUAGUCUGUGCUGACUUAGGGACACUCAAUGUCAAUUCGCCUAAAAUACGAGUUUACAAAGGAGGUGACCAAAUAACGGAACACAACAUGGUAGAUCCACCCUGUGGAGUUGUUGGUUUUUAUACAGAAAAUGGAGAACCUCAGUCGUCCGUUUUGGCGGUGGGUGUUGGUUCUAGCGUCUACAUCUUUAAAAAUAUGAGACCGUAUUUUAAAUACUGUUUGCCGCAUAUUGACGUACAUCCAAAGGAACGAGAGAUUUGGCACAAAGCUGGAUUGGACGAAGAAUUGAAUGUAUUAACGCUAGCUGAUGAACUAGAUUUAUUGUUAAAGGAACUUGGAGCGGGAUUUAUCUCGCCGCGAACAUUGAAAUUUCUGUCCAUGGAUCCGAAUUUGAGAGCUAGCUUUGCGGAACAAUACAAAAGAAUCCCACUGGUUAAAAGCAACGCUUUAACUGCGAUUUCCGUGAUUCGAAGGGACUCGUGGAACGAUCCAGCGAGUAGUUGUCUCGUGCUGGGCACGGAAUUCGGAGAACUACUUAUUUUAGAUCCACGAACGUUUUCUGUUAUGGAUAAACAUCUAUUAGAAUGGUCGCCAGUCGCUUUUGCGUGUACAGGUUUAUGGACCGGCGAUGGAAAAAUAUUAAUUGUUGGAAGAGAUGGUAAAAUAGGAGUGAUAAAAAGAGGAAGUCCUGUGAAACUUUGGGAAAAAUUACCAUCACCUGCUGUAGCUGUUUCGCCCCUGAAUAAUGAAGGCAUCGCGGUUACUAUCAUGGAUGGUACUUUAAUCGGUUUUUCCAGUAAGGGAAUUAAAAUAUGGCAUGUUCGUGUUCCCGGUGCGAUUUUGGAUUCGGUAAGUUUACCAGUUCCGCAAACUGGACUUUCUUUGCUCGCUGUGAGUACAGCUGGUUAUGGUAUUCGCGUGUAUGAUGGAAAACAUCACGUGGACACGUUAAAAAUUAUGGAACCAGUUUCUGCGAUGAAGUAUGGUAAAAUGGGUCAAGAAGAACGUACGAUGGCAAUGGUCACCGUGGGGGGCGGACUCUGUGUAAAAAUUUUGAAACGGACCGCAGACUUCAGCAUUCACAAUGCGAUAUCUAAUUUACCCUUAAAUGAUGGCUCCAAAUUUUUAGUACCAAAAAAAACACGACUGUUCGUUGAGCAAACGAUACGAGAAAGAUCGGAAGCGAAGAAAAUCCAUUCUACUUUUCAGCAAGGUCUUCUUCGACUGAGAUUGGUGGUUGCCAAAAAAGUAGUCGAAACUUUGAACGACAGUCAAGGCGCGGGACCACAUCCUCUUACCAUGGAAGCUACGGUUUUAGGAUUGGGACCGAAUUACCAAAUUCGUAUUUUAUUGACGAAUAUAUCGGAUGAAUUGUCCGACACGGAUUUGUAUAUCGUUUGCAGAACCGAGAACACGAAUGUAAAACCACGGGUGAUGGAUGUACCUCUGUUACCGAGCGGUAUUCCGAUUCCUAUAGUCCUCAAUGCGAUUUUGAAGAGUAGAAUAUCGGGAAGGGUAGAGAUUUUACUGUGUAAAAAAUCGAAAACGAAGCCAGUAGCUGUGACGGCAGUGGUUUUACCUGCCGCCGAAGAAGAUAUCGAGAUUUAAUCUUCUGGAAAGUAGAAGCGUGAAAGAGAUAUUUUUUAUGUGAUUUAUAUAAAAGUGUUCAUAUAUUAUAUGUAUAUAAUAUUAUAA
This is a messenger RNA of Frieseomelitta varia, 5311 nucleotides long. RefSeq names its product protein dispatched. Bases 212 to 5224 code for a protein of 1670 amino acids. The transcript is spliced from 16 exons. NCBI's taxonomy places the organism in Eukaryota, Metazoa, Arthropoda, Insecta, Hymenoptera, Apidae. The record is from RefSeq and is a predicted model, not a curated record.